AUGGAUAUUCGCAAUUUGCUCAACACUCAGGAAGAAACUAUGGAAACUGCCAGCGUCGCUUCAUCCGAUAGCGACAAACCAUACGAAUGCACUUGGGAUGAAUGCGGUAAACGCUUUUCUCGACGUUCCGACCUUUCCAGACAUCGUCGUAUCCACACCGGAGAACGACCUUACCAUUGCGAAUGGGACGGAUGCGGCAAACAGUUUAUUCAACGCUCUGCAUUGACCGUUCACUACCGUACGCAUACCGGCGAAAGACCUCAUGUUUGCGAAUAUGAUUCAUGUGGCAAGUCAUUCAGUGAUUCGUCAUCUUUGGCCAGACACCGACGCACGCAUACUGGUAAACGCCCUUAUGUCUGUCACUACCCCGACUGCGGCAAAUCGUUCACACGUAAAACGACCUUAUCGAGACAUCAACGAUGCCAUGAUCCCCAAUGGAAAGCUUACACAAUCGCACAGUCAUUGAAUCUCACUCCCACCUCUCCUGCUACAAGCUGUGAUUCUGAAGAAGCGGAUUCACCCGUCAGUCCUCCCAUCACUCCCAACGACUGUUUCCGCUAUCGCGCUUCCCCGCCGUUGGUGGCUCCCAUCGUAUGUCGUCCCAAUCACCCUUAUACCCAUCAACAGCAGCACCAGCGAGCUUUUUCAGCCUACGUAUCUGAACCAAAGCCUCAGCCUCAUCGAUGGUCAGAGUACCCAUCAUCGCCAUAUCAAUCUAUUCCAGCAUCUGCCUGGGCGGAUCACCAUUAUUCCUAUUACUCUCACCAAUAUCCUCAAUCGUCAUUGUACCAUUCUUCAGGCAACGUCAAUUAUGGUGGAUAUCCUAUCGAAAUCAACUAG
Messenger RNA from Radiomyces spectabilis, 840 nucleotides. RefSeq lists its product as uncharacterized. Gene Ontology annotation, cellular component: PcG protein complex; transcription regulator complex. Gene Ontology annotation, molecular function: RNA polymerase II cis-regulatory region sequence-specific DNA binding; DNA-binding transcription factor activity, RNA polymerase II-specific. The transcript is spliced from 3 exons. NCBI's taxonomy places the organism in Eukaryota, Fungi, Mucoromycota, Mucoromycetes, Mucorales, Radiomycetaceae. Gene Ontology annotation, biological process: regulation of transcription by RNA polymerase II. The record is from RefSeq and is a predicted model, not a curated record. Bases 1 to 840 code for a protein of 279 amino acids.